Molecule: messenger RNA, 836 nt
Organism: Durio zibethinus
Lineage: Eukaryota; Viridiplantae; Streptophyta; Magnoliopsida; Malvales; Malvaceae
Source: RefSeq, a predicted model, not a curated record
UGCUAUGUAAAAGAAUAAUCCAUUAUUUUGUCACUAAUGGAAAACAAAGACGGACAAAAGAAAAUAUGAUUUCUGGGGGAGUAGUGGAGUACUAUUUGUUCUUUUAGCAAUUUUGUUUCCAUCGAAAAGCCUCGCGGUUUCAAUCUUUCGGCACUUUAGACGCACCGUUUGACAGCCGAAAGAGAGAGAGGACGUUAGCAGAAGGCAGGAGGGAGGAAUGGGAAAGCAAAAAGAGGAAGAAGAGGAAGAUAAUAGAAGAGAGGCAUCAAUUGCUUCAACCCUUUGUUUGCAACCCAAUUUCAAGCCUGUUGGUGUCACUCGUCAACAGCUUUCCAAAUUCCAGGAGCUGCAUAGAAGGCGUUUACAAAUAAAAGCAAAAUCAAAGAUCCAUAAGAAACCAAAAGAUCGAAGCAAAAAAUUUCAUGCUGAAGACUGCAAUAGCACAGAUUCUCCAGAAGCAGACUCAAAUACCAGAGUUGAAGAUUCAAUUGUUUCCAACCUGAAGAACCUUAUUGAAGAUGAUAAUGCCUUUACACAGCCAGAUAAUGUAGUUGGGCAGCUUGCAACUAAAAAGCGGCAGAAAUUGCAUUGGGGACUUGAUACAAAGGAAAGGUGGGAAAGGAAAGCCAACAUGUAGAUAUUUCAGAAGAAAAUACAGCUUCGCCAAGUGAAUGCUUAAAUGAAAGUCCACGAGGUUAUAAAUUUAAAGAAAUUAUAUUUGGGAAAUGUCCACCAUAAAUGCUACAAUUUCUGGGUAUCUCAUGUAUGCUCCAGAUAAGUUCAGGGGACGCUACAAUGGAAAAUUGAGGAAUGGAACCAGCAACCCUUUGUCAUAA